Messenger RNA from Xenopus laevis (African clawed frog), 2142 nucleotides. It is a transcript of the gene cyp27c1.L, whose product is annotated as cytochrome P450 family 27 subfamily C member 1 L homeolog. Lineage: Eukaryota; Metazoa; Chordata; Amphibia; Anura; Pipidae. Gene Ontology annotation, molecular function: oxidoreductase activity, acting on paired donors, with incorporation or reduction of molecular oxygen; all-trans retinol 3,4-desaturase activity; heme binding. Bases 225 to 1655 code for a protein of 476 amino acids. Gene Ontology annotation, cellular component: mitochondrial inner membrane; membrane. The record is from RefSeq and is marked provisional. Gene Ontology annotation, biological process: C21-steroid hormone biosynthetic process; cellular response to peptide hormone stimulus; cortisol metabolic process. The transcript is spliced from 9 exons.
GGAGCAGGGAAUGUAUCGCACACACAGCUCUUGGGACAGACUUGGGCAUCCUAUCGAGACAUCAAAUGGCAGCACUGGGGCACCUACUGAAGGGCUCUGUCCGGCUGGAGCUGGAGGGCUUGGCCAGGGGUUUCCACCAGUUCCCCGUGAUGCAGGCAGCUGAACAGGCACUGGAGCGCAAUCAGGCGGAGGUGGUGUUGGGGCCCAGAACCAAGGGGGCCCCAAUGGUGAAGAGCCUUAACGACAUGCCCGGACCCAGCACCUUGGCCAACCUGGUGGAGUUCUUCUGGCGGGAUGGGUUCGGCCGCAUCCAAGACAUUCAGCAAAAGCACACGCGCCAGUAUGGCCGGAUAUUCAAGUCGCACUUUGGGCCUCAGUUUGUGGUGUCCAUCGCUGACAAAGACUUGGUCGCCCAGGUGCUCAGGGCAGAGAGAGAUGCCCCCCAGAGGGCCAACAUGGAGUCCUGGCAUGAGUAUAGAGAAUUAAGGGGCCGAUCCACUGGACUCAUUUCAGCGGAAGGGGAGAAGUGGCUGAACAUGCGAAGUGUCUUGCGACAGAAGAUUCUCCGGCCAAGGGAUGUGGCCAUGUAUUCUGGAGGGGUAAAUGAGGUCAUUGAUGAUCUGGUAAAUAGGAUCCGCAAACUUCGAGCCCAGGAAAGUGAUGGACUAACUGUGACCAACGUUAAUGAUCUGUACUUCAAGUACUCCAUGGAAGCUAUUGCCACAAUCCUGUAUGAGUGUCGUCUCGGGUGCUUGGAUGACAAAAUCCCUCAGAUGACAAAGGAAUACAUUGAAGCUCUGGAACUCAUGUUCAGCAUGUUCAAAACAACCAUGUAUGCUGGUGCCAUCCCCAAGUGGUUGCGCCCCAUAAUCCCUAAACCGUGGAGGGAGUUCUGCAGGUCCUGGGACGGACUCUUUAAGUUCAGUCAGAUCCACGUAGAAAACAGACUGCAGCAGAUCGAGUCCCAGCUGAAUAAAGGGGAAGAGGUACAAGGGGGCGUUCUUACCCACCUUCUGCUCACCAAAGAAUUGGACUUGGAAGAGAUUUAUGCAAAUAUGACAGAAAUGCUACUGGCUGGCGUUGAUACGACUUCCUUUACUCUUUCUUGGGCAACAUAUCUGCUGGCUAAGAACCCCAGUAUUCAGGAGAGUGUAUAUCAGCAGAUUGUGCAAAACUUGGAAAAAGACCAGGUUCCUACCGCAGAAGAUGUUCCCAAAAUCCCAUUGGUCAGAGCUGUCGUCAAGGAAACCUUGAGGCUCUUCCCUGUAUUGCCUGGGAACGGCAGAGUAACACAGGAUGACUUGGUUUUGGAUGGAUAUUUAAUCCCUAAAGGGACCCAGUUGGCUCUCUGUCACUAUUCCACAUCCUUCGAUGACAAGUGCUUCCCAGCGGCAGAAGAGUUUAAACCAGAGCGCUGGAUACGCAGCGGGAACCUGGAACGAAAGGAAAACUUUGGUUCCAUCCCAUUUGGCUAUGGAAUCCGCAGCUGCAUCGGUCGGAGAAUUGCGGAACUGGAGCUCCAUCUGUUGCUGAUUCAGCUUCUUCAGAAUUUUGAGAUUAAAGUGUCGCCCAAAACAACGACUGUUCUCCCAAAAACCCACGGGCUUCUGUGUCCAGGGGAAAAGAUCAACGUGCGUUUUGUGGACCGGCAUUGAAAAUAUCCAGAAAAGAUCCCAAAUACCCCCCUUCUACACUCCAAGGGCUACGGCCACUGAGGGACGAUUCCUGUGGAAUGGAUCUCUGUGGUAUCCAAGGACGAUGCACUGUAACUCCACCACUCAUUGCCAGAUAAUGGUGCACAAUGGACAGUGAAGAUUUUCUUUGUACAUAGCUGUGUGUCUUUUAGCCAAUGAGACUGCUACCAUGCACUUUCAAUUUACUGCCUCCACCAGUCUCCAAUUAGUUGAAAGGUCGCCUUAAUUUUGGUGCCCAUGUGUAGGUCAGAACCUCUCUAGACCUCAGACUGCCCCCUACUGGGCGCAUAGAGUAAUACUGGUGUCUGCACUACAUUACUAGUAUUUAUAUAGUAAGUCUCAGCAACUUACUCUGUGCCUUUUUAACUUUUUCUACUUUUUUUCUGGAGAUUUUAUCCUUGAUUUUAGCUGGAAUUUUUUAAAUCAAUAAUAAAAAUAUAACUGCCCA